AUGUGUCAUCUUGACACCUUAAACUCACGAAGUUAUUGUCAGAUUGCUAAUGAGAAACAGGUUAUGAAACUGCCUAAAAAUGUGGGUUUUACAAAAUGGUCCUUGAUCAAAAAGUUUUGUCGUAUGAUUACAUGUUUUCAGCUCUACAACAAGUACAAGAAUGCGGGUGCCCAGCCAAGAUUAUUUGCGCCGGCUGUGUGCAUGUUUGGCAUUAUGCUUAUCGGCUAUGUGUUUAACACACUGGUAAUUGUGGCUACUUUGAAGAACAAGAAAUUACAAGGUGGGAAAAUGAAUCAGUCUUUGAUUAUGACCUCAUUCCUUCAGGAUCCUGCAACUAUUUCAUUGCCUUUGGCUGUUUUGCCGACAUUUUCCACACCUCCGCGCAUUGGAUCUACGUCUACACUACGGUGGUAACGGGUGAAAACUUUAUUCCCUUCGACAAAUGUCUAUGGUUCCAAUCGGUUCCUCAGCACUUCCUGACAGUCAGUGUUGUGAUGACAUUGUGCGUUGGCAUUGAUCGGCUGGUCUCUGUGACGUUCCCGGUUUUCUAUGGAAGGCAAGAGCGGAAUCAUAUUCUUGCUGGAGGAAUUGCAUUUGCAUUUUCCUGCAGUUCUUACUUUUAUGUCAUCUCCAUUAAGACCGCAUUCUCCAGGCAUGGAAAAGAGUUAGUUUUACAUCUUUUACACUGUUUUUCUCUAUUUUUUUAUGAGAAAUAACUUUGAAUUUAUGUAUUCUUUAGCCCUGUCCUCUGCAUUAUUGUUGGCAGUCUCGGAGGCCGUGCUAUGAUUGAUUGGUUCAAUUUCGUCGUCUUGUUUAGCAUGUGUGAUCUGGCUAUAUAUUCGGCUGUGUGGGUGAUCCUACGGUUUAAAGCCGGCACAAGUGAAGACAGCAAGAAGGCGUUCCGUUCAUUAUUUGCCGUUAUGAUUACUGUAGCCUUUGGCUGGCUGGCCAACGCCUUUGUCCAAGCCGUAAUUGUCCCAGCCUUCAUCCCAAUCGAAUACCAUUACGAUUUUAUGGCGUACUUUGGAAUUCCAGUGAAUCUAGCAAGCUCGUGUGGAUUUGUGACGUUGUAUAUCUUCAGGUAGGCCUUUUAAAUGUAUUCAUGACACGAAUUGAUUGUAGUGCGGAGUACCGUCGGACAUUCCGUCGACUGCUUGGCCUUUCUCCCUCAAAGCCAUCGGGUUCUACGUUCACAACUCCAACAAGCCGGGUGGAAACUUCGAAACGAAGCUUUGCCGAUAUCCCAGUACAGUAG
Bursaphelenchus xylophilus (pine wood nematode) is the source of this 1255-nucleotide messenger RNA. Lineage: Eukaryota; Metazoa; Nematoda; Chromadorea; Rhabditida; Aphelenchoididae. The record is from the annotation of a GenBank genome assembly.